ACUUCCAGGCUUCCCAGUCAGUCGCAUGGAGCGGCGAAUGAUUGUGUUUUCGCGUUCUGUGUUGUCUCAGUGUUUACACAGGCGAUUUUAGCCACUUCCGCAGCACUUUCUCAGCAGAAUUUGCAUCAUUUGUCUCCCAGAUAGAUCGCCUUGCCGCCAGGAAUCACCAUGAGCUGCACAGGAAUGCUUUCCACAGGAGAAACCGUGACAGACGACGCCAUGCAAAUAAAUAAACCCGCGGAACUUUGUUUGCUGAGCACAAGAAGGCGGAACAAAAGCGCCAAGAGAGUGAAGCCAAAGCCAUCAGGCGGGAAGUCGGUCGGAACGGUGCCUUGUGCGUGCUGCCGGAAGCGCGUGGUGCCGCAGAAGUUGGAGUCGCACAUGAAGAUGCACGCGAAGGCGCCCUUCAUCUGCUCCUUUUGCUUCUGCGCCUUCCGGCGCUCCAAUCUGCUGGCCACGCACAAGCUGCAGUGCUGGAAGUGGUUCUCUAAGCGCAACACCUCCUCCUCCUCCGCCCAUCAGCUGUCCGUUCUGCCCGACUGGCUGGACGCCGAGCAGGCGAGCGCGGGACGCUUUCCCUGUCCCGCCUGCUCCGCCGUGUUCCACUGCCUCGGCGAUCUGCUGGACCACGUGGUGGCGCACGACAGCGCCGCCGAGACGCUCACGUGCGGCCCCUGCUCGGCCAUCUUCUUCGGCAUGCCGGACCUGAAGAAGCACAUGUUCAAGCACGUGCUGGCAGAUCAACAGAAAGCCAAAGAAGAGGUGUAA
This is a messenger RNA of Phlebotomus argentipes, 768 nucleotides long. Its product is annotated as zinc finger protein 786-like. Gene Ontology annotation, cellular component: nucleus. The coding region runs from base 169 to 768 and encodes 199 amino acids. Gene Ontology annotation, biological process: regulation of transcription by RNA polymerase II. The transcript is spliced from 2 exons. Gene Ontology annotation, molecular function: DNA-binding transcription factor activity, RNA polymerase II-specific; RNA polymerase II transcription regulatory region sequence-specific DNA binding. The record is from RefSeq and is a predicted model, not a curated record. Lineage: Eukaryota; Metazoa; Arthropoda; Insecta; Diptera; Psychodidae.